CCCACUAAUGCUAGCCAUUCUUUUUUUUUUUUCCUCUCUAAAAUGCUAGUGGUUCUCUCUCACCCCACUCUUUACUCUUCCCUUUAUGCUUUAGACUUUUCUUCUUUGGUGGGUUGUGUGUGGAUGUUAGCAGCUUAAACAAAGGGUAAAACUUCAGCAAUAAUAUGGGGAGCGAUGGACAAAGAAACUAACCAAGAAAAUCCCUCUCACCUUCCAAACAACAUUACCACCACCACCACCAUCACAACCACCACCGUCACAGCUAAGGAAGAGUCUCCGAGAAAACCUCUCGGCUCAAGCGGUGGCGGCGGUGGUACUAAUAACAUUGGUGGAAGUGGUGGUGGUGGUGGUGGUGGUGAUAGGUUAAAGAGAGAUGAGUGGAGUGAAGGAGCAGUAUCAAGCCUUCUUGAAGCCUAUGAGAAAAAAUGGGUUCUUAGAAACAGGGCAAAGCUUAAAGGCCAUGAUUGGGAAGAUGUUGCUCGAUAUGUUUCAUCAAGGUCUAAUUCAACAAAAUCACCAAAGACUCAAACACAGUGCAAGAACAAGAUCGAGUCCAUGAAGAAAAGGUACCGAUCAGAGUCUGCCACUGCCGAUGCUUCUUCUUGGCCUCUAUACCCUCGUCUUGAUCUUUUGUUACGUGGAAAUGGACCGUCCCCGGUGGCGUUGGCGGCUACGGCUGCUUCCGUAGUACCGCAGCCUCAAAAUCCGGUACCGGCUGCUGUACUACCUGCUCCUCCUCCACAACCUCCGAACCCUCCAUUGAUGCUGUUGGAACCUUCGCCUUUGGUGCCUCAUCAACCACCACCACCACCACAACCACCACUAUCUUCUCUAGCUCCACCUCCUCAUGGAGCCCAACAAAAUUCCGAUGGAUCAAAUGGUGUUGGAAGGACAAAGGAAGAUGGAGCUGGAAUAAACUUAUCGGACAAUGGAUCGGACAAAAACAAUCCUCAAGUAAUAGAGACAGAUAGCAGCACACCGGCACUCUACAGCGAGAAGGAAAGGUUGAGAACCAAGAAAAUGAAGAUGAAAAUGGAGAAGAAGAAUGUGAAAAGGAGAAGGAAGGAACAGUAUGGAGUGGCAGAGAGCAUCCGAUGGCUAGCCGAGGUGGUAGUGAAGUCGGAACAAGCAAGAAUGGAGACAAUGAGGGAGAUAGAGAGGAUGAGAGUGGAAGCUGAGGCUAAGAGAGGAGAGAUGGACUUGAAGAGAACUGAGAUCAUUGCUAAUACCCAGUUGGAGAUUGCAAGGCUUUUUGCAGCUGGUGUUGGUAAAGGUGUUGAUUCUUCACUCAGAAUUGGAAGAAAUUGAUGAUGAUGAUGAGGAAGACACUCUUUUUAUGUAUAGAAUCCAAUUUAUAUAUGAAAAAAAAAGACACUGAGAAAUGAAAAGGAGGACCUUUUACUUGGAGGGAAAUGUGAGGGAGAUUUUAGAUUAACUUGUAAGAUGGGUAAUUAAUAAGUAGUUUAAAUUAAGUAAACUAUAUAUAUAUAUAUAUAUUGAAGGUCAAAUAACAUCCCUGUCUAUCCAACUCAUUGUAACGUUCUCUUUGAUCAAGCAAAGUCAGUGUUAAUUUUACA
This is a messenger RNA of Ziziphus jujuba (common jujube), 1577 nucleotides long. RefSeq names its product trihelix transcription factor ASIL2. The coding region runs from base 175 to 1308 and encodes 377 amino acids. Gene Ontology annotation, molecular function: transcription cis-regulatory region binding. Lineage: Eukaryota; Viridiplantae; Streptophyta; Magnoliopsida; Rosales; Rhamnaceae. The record is from RefSeq and is a predicted model, not a curated record. The transcript has 2 exons. Gene Ontology annotation, cellular component: nucleus.